AUGGCCACAAGCGCACCCCUGCUGCCCAAGGAGGGCAAGAAAGGCGCGCACUCGAAGGCCAGUAUCUUCUAUGGAGCCGACGAGUACCUCGAGGAGCUCAAGAAGAAGUACGCCCAUGAUCACGAAAUCGCGGCCCUGAAGAACCUGCUGCCCGGGGACAAUGACCCCAACGCAGCUGGGCAGGCGGAGAGUAAGGACAAGAUGAUGAAGUUGGAGAAGAACGCCGAGAACAGGAGCUUGAAGACCAACCGGCUCUUCCCCACGGCCAACAAGCCGGACCCAAUGCCGCAAAACUUAGCCUUCCUCUUCACCAAGAUCACCCCGGAGCAGAUGAUGUACAUGUGGAAUGUGCUCACGGCCAUUUUCGUGACGCAGGUCUUGAUGGUGUGCCUCUACAGUGCUGCUCUCGCCGCUUUCCCGGAGCACUGGUGGACCUGCACGCUGUGCUUCGGCAUUCCCUUCUCCUACAUCGCCAUCCAGAACAUCUACAUCGACCACGACGUCAUGCACGGCGCUACCUUCCCGGUCUACGAGUGGCAGAAGUUCCUCACCCACCCCUUUGCGGACUUCUUCUCGCUGCCGUGGGAGGAGUUCGUGCUGGAGCACAACCGGCACCACGCCAGCACGGUGGAUCUGCUGAUCCAGGGCGAGUUCGGCUGGGACCCUGAAGAGUUCCACUACGCGCUGCAGCAGUGGGCAGGACCCAUGGGACCCAACUGGUACAAGUACCUCCUCACAGUGCCCUGGAUCCCCAUCAUCCACUUCUUUGGGCUGAACGACACGGGCUCCCUCUUCGCCUUGGAGUGGUGGAUGCACUUCCCUGACGAGGGCACCGGCGGCAAGUGCAACAAGGAGUUCUGGAGCAAGUGGGUGCCCCGGCGGGUGAAGCACAACGCCUUCGUGGCGAGCCUGUGGGCCUGCGUUUGGCUCCUGGGCACCUUCCCCCUGGGCCGCCCCCUGAGCGAGGGCUGGAGGUUCAUGUUCACCGUGUCCUUCUUCGCGCGGGUGGGGUACUCGGCGGCCUGGAUGUUCAUCACCAACUUCACCCACUCCCUGCCCUGGAACGAGUUCCUGGCCAACGACCCGGGCCGCACCUGGCCCGUGCUGCACAACCUCAUGGCCCUGGUCCUGGGGGGGAAGCACCGCUGGAACGAGAUGCUCUUCCACGACGUGCACCACGCCUUCCCCAACGCCGUGGGCACGCUGAGCCAGCGGGGCCGCUUCCACGGCUGGGAGAAGGUCCACGACGCCGCCGCGGAGGUCUUGCACCGGGGUCUAUGGAAGGCCAAUGGAGACGAAGAGACCCAAAUGCAGAAGACACAGAAGAAGCGCUCCAUGAUGAUGAAGCAGGGCAAGUGA
This is a messenger RNA of Effrenium voratum, 1359 nucleotides long. The record is from the annotation of a GenBank genome assembly. NCBI's taxonomy places the organism in Eukaryota, Dinophyceae, Suessiales, Symbiodiniaceae.